CUAAUUAGUUUGCCAGUGGGAACCUUUGAGACUUAAGCACAGGAGACAUAAUCCUCCCUACAAGGAUGACCUGUAAGGUGAAAUGCGAUGUGAUGCAGCAGAGGAUGCUGCUGUAUUAAAAAUACUCAGGCUGGAGUAGUGCCUGGAGAAUAGAGAGGAGAAAGAUCAUGAAAGCAGUCAUUUGAAAAAGGGGGGAGCAUGAUUCAUGUUCAAUCAGAUCCAGCCCGAUUUGUAUAGGAUUUUUCUGCAAUAAGCAGGAGAAAAGCUUCUGUUCCGUUGUCGCUGGCAGCAUCCAGGCUGGUUACAGCAGCGUGGGCAUGAAGAGCAGAUGAGGGCAUGUGAGUGUCGGCACUGUUUAAGCUGUGAAAGGAUUAUCUAUACUCCAUGCAGUGCAUUACCCGCAGCCUGCCUUGUUUCCUGUGGUCACCAACUCCGAAACCAGUCAGUGAUUGGCUUCUUAAGAUGGGUGUUAAGAUCUUGACUAUGCUUGCAACAGGGUCUAGCAUCCAGCGUGUUUUUAUAGCGAGUACCGUUAAGCCUACCUGAGAUCUGAUUGCCACAUGAAAACAUUAGUUUUUCAUCUGAGGACGGUAUUUUGGUUUUGCCAGCUCCCACACCCUGUGUUUGCACCACCGGGAGGUCCUGUCUCAGCAUCCCUCGCUACCAGCUGCUCAGUGGAAAGGAAUCCUGCAUCCCUCCAGGAUCCAAAAGCACCUGGACACCAGUUAUAUAUUUUUUUUUGUUUUUUUUUUUUUUUUGUUUGUUUGUUUGUUUUGUUUCAAACCUCUUGCUUUGAGGAGAUCCCUGCCUCUCUGCAGCAGCCGGAGCGCCCGCAUCUCUCUGCUCUGGCUUUGUUCUGGGGCUGCCGGAGCGGGGCUGGGGCUGCCCCUCGGGCUGAGGGAAAAAAAAAGGGGGUGUUCUGCUCCGGGCACCUCUGUCAGCUGAAGGGGGCGGGAGCUGCAGCCUUGGAGAAGAAAAAGAAGGCGCUGGGAGAGGGACAGCCGGACGGGGGGGGAGCGGCGGGAGGAGGUGCGAGAAGAUGCUGCGGGGCAGCGAUGCUUCGUCUGAACCCCCUUCUGCCUGAGGAGAAGGACAUCAUCCUCCGAGGGGAAGGAGGAAAGUGGGGAGAAGACGCUCGCACAGAGCCUGCUGAGCUCUCCCAGGGGCUGCCUGGGGCUUCCCUGGCAGCCGAGCAAAGUUUCCCGAGCUCGGUGAAGAGAGGGAAGGAGGCACAUGAGAUCCAUCUCCUCCUAGUGCACAGCUGGGCUUCCAGCCCCGGCCCUGCUGGGACGAGCAUGGCUUUGUCAUCCCCGACUGAAGGGUGAAGGGGAGACCUGAGGCACCGGCUCUCUCCAUCGCCCUUCCAGCUCCACGCUCCAUCCCAGGAUUUCAAAGAAGCAGGAGACCAGAGCUAGCCUUCUCAACAGAGUCUACAAUCCGUGACAACUGAAGCAACCUCUGAGAUUCAUCUCAACAUGUUCAGUGAAAAGAGCAGUGCUUCUUUGUCCCAGAAACCCAUGCAGAAAAAGACACGACCUCAGGGCCUCCCCUCCCCUGCUCUCUGCUGUGCUUGUGGACUUUGCAUCAUGCUAGCAGGGAUCAACAUCACUUUAGUGGGAGCUUUUGCCUUCGGGACUUUCCUCCCUGUGAACAACCCUCCCAUCAUCAUCGGACCUAUCUUGCUGGUGGUGGCCUUCACGUUCUUUGGUGCCUGCUGCAUCUGCAGCCGGAGGCCUCCAGCUCACGGGGCCAGGAAAUCUAAACCAGGUUCCAACAUUGGGCUCAUCAAACCUGGCAACACAGCCUUUGAGAUUGAAACUAGUGAGCACACGGUGCAGGAUACCACUGCUGUUCAGCUGAGCCCCACAAAUUCUCCCAUCUCCUCCAAAAAGUCCACACCAGUCCAUGAGAAUACGAAGACUUGCAAGCUCUUCACCAUGGAAGGUAAUGGGCCAGUGGCCAAGUAUACUCCAGGAGGAGAGGCAAUACAGCUCAACUUGCCCAGGGACCUCACUGCAUCCUAAACCCAGGCAGAGCUUUUGUUAGCAGCCAGCCAGACGCUGCAAUGGAUGGGCUGGAAAUCCGUGAUGUACAAUCAGGCAUGGGGAAGGUGCUUGUGAAAAGCCAGCAGACAGACAGGUCUUUCUGAACCAAUUUAAGGGAUGUGGAUGCAACAGCAGAAUAAUUCUGGAUUUUUACUGAAAGGAACAUGGCCAUUACGUAGCUUUAAAAAGAAAAUUGAUAAUGAUGUUGCUGUGAAAGGAUGACUGUCGGUUCUUGGGAAUAGACUGGCUUUUUUUGAGGAGCAGAUAGGGAGAGGGGAAUGAAUUAAUUUGUGUAACAUAACGUGGAAAUAUGAUGACUGGAAGGAGUGGCUACAUGAGGCUGACAAAUGACAGGUCUUUCUUCUCGGAAGUGAAGCAAUUUUUGAAAGUGCAAGAAGCCAGGAUGCAGUAAAUUAUAGCUUGCUGCCACUCAGCCACAAGUUUUCAGCGUUUUUAGUGCCAGGGUUUUUGGCAGUAGAGACAAAGCUUUGUGUCUGCUAUUGAAAAAGCAGUGUGGAACAAUCUCCCUUCCACUGAAAAUCCUUGCCCUGACUUGCCUUCGUUUGGGUGACUUUACCACCCACUCUAAGAGACAGCGAAUCACAAGGAUCACAGCUAGCACUGGUAUUUUCCUCUUGUUUUAAUCAGUUUGGGCUGCAGCUAAGCCACGAUAUGGUGCGUAACUUUGAAGAUCAGCCAUGCUGAAUCCUUGAGGACAAGCUCUUGGAGUAACCAAGAGUUUGACAGGAGCCUGCAAAUGAAAUCCUUGGGCGAUGAUUAUCUACUGAGUGCCAGGCAGCUUCUUUUCCAUCUUUUUGUGGAAGGCUCGCCUGGGACACACAUUAGGUAGGGGCAGAGAGUGAAUAACUCUAUGGAAUUCAGUACAACUGUGCUUGAAGAUGGUGACUAUCUCUCUUUCCCUCAAGUGGCUACAAGAUCCAUUACACAGGGUGGGCAGUCAGGAGAGGAUCUCUUUGCUGCAGGAAACCAGCUGUUCAAUGUGCUUAUGGGCUUGCAAAGUAGUGGGAUCAGUUUGCAGAAGAGAAUUCAUCUAGAACUGUUCAAUGCAAAGACACCACCUCUGCCUUGGAAAGACCCUAAUCUGUUGGAUUAAUGCUGCAAAGGCUUUGUUUCCUCCCUGGGUAACCUUUGUUGGGAAGACAGUGCUGUGCUAAUGCUGUGCUUUGCUCUAACCCCUGUAGGGGAUGUUCAUGUGUUUUAUGAGAUGGGACCAGCGUGUGGAAGGAUAGCUGUGCUAGGCAGGACUGGUAUGUGGGGAAGCAGUAGCAGGAGAGUGGAUUUUGAGUAGGAACAGCUACAUACAUUCUCUGUUUAUGGAAAUCCUAUAUGUGAAAUGGGGCUCUUGAGACUUUGAGUGACUAGGAAGUCAUAUGGACACAAGAAUGACCAUACCAGAUCAUUCUAAAUGCCUGGCUAGACCAGCAACCCAUUUCUGACAAGUCCAAGAACAAGGUCUGGAGAAGAGCAUAAAGACAGGGCAAAACCAGGGCAUUACUUGCCCAAAAUGCUCCGCCAACCCCCCAUGCACUGAUGCUUAGCGUCUUCCUGAGCCAGAAGUGGUGCCUGUAUGUAGUAGCCCCAAAUUAAUUUCUUCAUGAAAUAAUCCAUUUGCGCCUUGAAUGUCUGUCAACUUUCAUCAUUUGUGAUCCUGCAGCAGAGAGUUGCACAGUUUCACGAGAGGCUGUAAAGUUCUCUAUCCUUGGCUUAUUUUCAUUCUGCACCCUACUAAUUCCCUUUGAUGUCCCAAGCCAGCAAACAGUCCAUGCCCCCGACACCACUCAGGUUUUCCGGGGCCUUUGUCACGUUUCUUUCAGUCAUUUCUGUCUACAAGAGAAGCGAAGUACUAUAGGAAAGAGAUGGCUCAAGGAAACAUGACAGGCUGAAGGGGAAACACUGGAAAAGAGGGAGCUGUGACAUGGCCAAGGCUCCCUGGGACAACAACAGACCUCUGCACAGCCAGGCUGUGAGGACCAUAUGGCUGAUGUGCUGGGUUAAGUGAUGGCACGUGGAGUCGUGGGAGAACUGGGGAGAAGAACCACAGUGCUGCACAAGAUGUCCUGGUUGCUUUUGGGAAGCCACUGUGCAGCUGAUAGCCCUUUUAUGAGCUCAAGAAGGAUGAGGUUGAAUUUCAUUCCUUGAUGGAACCAAACACUAUAUCUUCACGUGGGUUCUUCUUGAGUCCUCCAACAGUCUGAUGCCUCAAACAGUUCCUCCUAUAUCAAGGAAUUACAUCAGUGCGAUUUUAGCAGGUCUGGUCUGCUGGAUAGGGUGGACAGAAGCAAGCUCAGGAGAAAGAUGUUUGUUUUGGCUUGGUAAGAUACGGGAUCAAGUCUUUGGUUCAGCCUCUGGGUCCUGGGCAAAGAAUUUAAUUAUACUACUGCUCAGCUUCCUGCCUGUGCAGGAGGGAAAAUACCUACUCCCAACUCCACUUAAAGCUGCUUUAAAGAUGAACACAUUGCCAAGCAACAGGAUUGGUAUUAGCACACCUGAGCCUGGAGACUGCUUGAAGGGGGAUAAGUCUGUAUGAUUUGAUCUCUGCGUGAUCUCCUUCAGAGCUCGUUUUCAUGGGUGAGUUUUGUCUCUAGCACUGGCUGCCCUUUGGCACGUAGGGACUGCUGUGCUGAACAAAAGCUCCCAUGAUUUUUGCCUGCUGUUGAUUGCUGUAGCAAUUAAACAGGCUAGCUUGCUGAUGUAGGUUUGAGUCUGAAGCUGCUGGCUCGCCAGCCUUUUGGAAUAGCACACAACAGGCUGGAAGUCCAUUAGUGGCAUUGCCCACGUGAAUAUGGUUACUGCAGCACUUUUCUUUGAGCACUUGGAGCCAAAAAAAGUAAUAAAAUCAAGUGAUAAUCAUACAACUCCUUCCUUUACUCACUAAAGGCUUGAAAAGACUGAAUUGUGUGUACUGGAAUCAAUCGUUAUCGCAGCUGCACUGCAAACUGCUACCAGUUACGGUUAAUACAGCAGCAGAUCCCAUAGAAGUCGAAGGCAAAGGCCCCUUGGGCAGGAACAGGGGCAGAAGCAGGACUUUGAGGGCCAUCUAAGAGUUGAGUGUGGUUCACACUUGCAUUGUGGUAUCACAGGCAGUACCAUAUCGGGAACCCUGGCACAGCCCCAGGACCUGGCUCGUCCUGUGCUGUACACGCAGGUCACCAUAAAGCUGAUGUUGCUCUAGGAGUUGAUGACCUUGGCACCCAAGAGACAACAACCAACAGAGAUGGCUCCUGGGCAAAGAGACUUGGAGAACCAGUGAGAUGCUGAUCCCUUGGUGUAGAGGGUCUGUACUCCAGGCUGUGACCCCAGCUGCCUGCCUGCACAGCAAGGUGGGCAUGGGAACAUCUGCUGCUUUCUGAAGCAUGAAUGCCCUGCUCUUGCCUUUUUCCGUCUUUUGGGAUUUCCAUGUCUGUGUGUCUGUCUGCCUCUGUGAUUGGCCGUGACUAAUGUUGUGAAUCUUGUGCCUCCUUGCGUAGCAGCAGACAGGGAGAGUUUCUUCUUCUCCGAGUCAGCAUUUCUGGUGUGGGUCUUUUUUUAAAUUAC
Cuculus canorus (common cuckoo) is the source of this 5600-nucleotide messenger RNA. It is a transcript of the gene TMEM275, whose product is annotated as transmembrane protein 275. Bases 1476 to 2024 code for a protein of 182 amino acids. The record is from RefSeq and is a predicted model, not a curated record. The transcript has 4 exons. Lineage: Eukaryota; Metazoa; Chordata; Aves; Cuculiformes; Cuculidae.